AUGAAAGAAAAGAAGAUCCUACUGGUGGGGAAGCCUGGAAUUGGGAAAACCUUCUGUGUCCUCCAGUUACUGAAUCUGUGGGCUGAGAGCAACGAUGACGAUGCACUCUAUGUCUUUUAUUUCGAUGCAGAAAGAGUGCACCAAUUUAGAGACUCUGCAGAUCUGAGGUCCUUACUGUUCAGUUACUGUAAACCAAAGAGAACAAUUGAAGAUGAUCUUUUAAGAGAUAUUGAGAAUGGAAACGCCAAUGUGCUCAUCAUAUUUGAUAGUAUUGAUGAAAUACAGCAGACAUCCCAGGAUGAGAAGAUUGAAAGAGUUAUUGAUAGAAUAUUAAAAAAAUCUGAUUUGAAAAAAGCAAAGAUCAUUAUUACUGGUCGACCUUCUGUAGAAGACCAUGAGCUAUCAGACUGGGCAGACUGUAGAGUGGAAGUACGUGGAUUUGGUGAAAAAUCAAUUUCUGAAUAUUACAAGAGUACACUUGAAGGCCAACCCAUAUGUGAGGAAGUUGUGAUGUUAUACGCAUUCAUAGUCGUGUGCUACAUGUUGAGUGAAGGCCGCAUGAAGUCACAACAGAAAAUCUCCUCUGUGAGCACUCCAAGUACGGUCACUGAGCUCUAUGUGCACAUAUUCCGUCAUUGUGUCGGUCAGCACAUGUUAAAGAGGCCACAUUCUAAGAAGGCAAAGAUUGAUAAGUACACUGCAGACAAUAAAGAGGAGAUAAUGAUACUAGCCAAAAAAGCUUUCAAUGCCAUUUUGAGUAAAAGUGUCAAUCUAAUUGAUCGUCAUCUGGAAGAAACUCCUUAUCAAUCCAUCAAACGUUGUUUCUUAGGUUCCACCAGCAUUGACGAGACGCUUACCUCCAAAGAAACCUGCUUUGCCUUUCUCCAUAACACAAUGCAGGAGUUUUUUGCUGCUGUUUGGAUUUUGGAAAAUAAAAACGACAUCAGCGACAUAUUUCAUCGCAUCCUGACCGCGGGUGAAAGUCAUCUGAAGUAUGUGAUUUAUUUCCUAUGUGGACUUUUUGCCAAAAAGAAUUCCAAAUUAAUGUCAAAUUUAUUUCAGGAAAACCCCCCAAAAGCCAUCUCAGAGUCUGUAAUCCACAACGUAAUCGAGCUCAUUCAGUCAUCUGAAGAGGACAUUGGAGGAGAGGAACGGAUUUUGUUUGCUUGCCAGUGUUUAUAUGAGGCCCAGUCAACUAAGGCGUGUGCUCAAGUUUUGGAGGCCAUCGAUUUUGAGUUCUGUCUGGAGGACGAGCACAUUGACCCGCACCAGAGCCGUGCAGUGACCUACGUAGUGAACGAAGCAAUCAAGAGAGCG
Molecule: messenger RNA, 1317 nt
Organism: Polypterus senegalus (gray bichir)
Lineage: Eukaryota; Metazoa; Chordata; Cladistia; Polypteriformes; Polypteridae
Product: NACHT, LRR and PYD domains-containing protein 1 homolog
Exons: 2
Cellular component (GO): cytoplasm
Molecular function (GO): ATP hydrolysis activity
Source: RefSeq, a predicted model, not a curated record